CUCCCUGGUAAACAGUAACAACUCAAAGUCGGAUUCUGCCGCAUUUCCAGCACUUGCUCCUUUCUCAGGACACGUACACUACGCUGCGCAGCUUUGGUCAACAGAAACAGAUCAGCAACCGGCGACCAUCUCCAUCCUCUACGGAUUCUGUACUGUCCACUACCAGUACCAGUACCUUGCUAGGUGCCUUGCACACUGCAAUUGAGCAACGUACAGUCCAGUACCUAUUCCACCGUACACCACUCCGCCAUGGCCAGCAGCGGCACCAUGGACAAAUCACAGACGACGACAAAUCCUCGAGGAAUCCCUUCCUUUCCAUUCAUGUCCAAUGUGACCGACUACGUGAAAUCGCUCGAAGACGUGGAACCGACGCUCACGCGAUUCCAGGAAAUGGUGUCCAAAUACACAUUCAUGCAACAGAACGUGGAGCGACGGGCGGCAGGGCUCAAAGAGAAACUACCGGACAUGAAGAGGACGUUGGAAGUGGUGAAGUUUUUAAAGAAGAAGAGGAAAGACAUUGCAAACACUUCGAACACGGACAGCGACGACGGGGACGACCUCGAUGCGGACACUGACGGUUUGGAUCCGAACAAGUCGGACGAAAUCGAAACAACAUUCAGUCUUCAAGAUACCCUGUACGCCAAAGCCAAGAUCCGACCCGCAGAGAUAAACGAGGUCUAUCUGUGGCUAGGGGCGAAUGUCAUGGUGGCGUAUCCGCUGGACGAGGCGGAGGAGCUGUUACAGUCGAAAUUGGACAAGGCAAAGGAAAGUCUUGCGGCCGCGGAGGAGGAUUUGGAGUUUCUAAGGAUUCAGAUUACGACGCUGGAAGUUGCGAUUGCUAGAGUGCAUAACUGGGAUGUGGGAGAGAAGAGGAAGUUGAGGGCGCAGGGAAAGCUGAAGGAUCAUGAUCAUGAUGAGGAGUCCAAAGGCAAGGGAAAAGAAAAGGAAUGAAUGAUUCUCCAACUUGGGCGUGUGAUGUACUACUGAGGCCAAAGAAAGGAUCCGUAUCGGACCGCAGUGGCCUGCAUUGGCUUGUCAGAUUUCUUGAUGACAGCAUAUGUCAUGUUCGAGUUGGUUGCUGCUUGCUCUUGUCUGAGGAGCCUAUCUAUCUUUCUCUCGGGCCGAGUGGAAAAAUGCCACGAUGUCCGACCACGAUGGCAUGAAGACAAACCACUGGCACUGCACGGCACUUCCAUCGCCGUGGCUUCUGGCCUAGUCCACUGCAGUUCAGUUCAGGCCGAGAUGGACACAUCAGACAGUCCUUUGCCUCUAUACUCUCUCUCGUCACAGCUGCUGCUGAACUACAGCUACGCCCUUGCCAUGACAUACUAUGCCCAUCCUCGCCAUUGUCAAGCAGGCACCGUUCAACGAAUGGCCUCCCCUACACUUUGUUUCGAAACCCAGACGGACGGACGGACGGACCAAAAGGGUCCCUUCGACUUGGCUUGGCUCACACCUUUGGGAACAGUCUUAGUGGUAAUGCUCUAAGAUCAGACCAAUAAGAAAGGAAGGAUCUUGAUCUUGUCGACCUUCAAACGGUGGAAUUUCAGACGGUCUUUCGGACGGUUCAGCUGCCGCAAACACAUACUGUACAGUCGAAGAUUUGCACUGUACUGGUAUGUACAGACGGACAGACAAGACACGAAUUGUUCCUUCAGCGCAAAAACAUCACGCUGCAUGGCAUGGCAAGGCAAGACAAUGCAAUCGCAACUAAUAAUACAUUGAUCAGGCGAAGAAAAUUGACCGGGACUCUUUUCCAUCGUCCUACUAACUAGGAGGAGGUAAUUAUUAAUUACGAUUAUUACCUAUCUUUCCUGUUCUCUAGACAGUAAAAGCUUCGACGGCAAUUUACCCUCUCCGAACAGUCUGCCAACUCGUAAUUCGGCUGCCUGUGCGUAUGCAUGGGUUUUGCUCAUCCUCAAGUUCCGGAUUCGGUGGAUAUCUUCAUCUGUAUUGAACAUUACUAGUACUUGAGUACCCAAUACUGAAUGGCCGUGCCAAUGGACAACAUGCGCCAUAGCAAGCUGUUGCUCCUCCACUCCUUUCCUCAAUUUCCUCCAUUCUUGUCAUAAGGACAAGAUGGAAACCCGUU
Exophiala dermatitidis NIH/UT8656 is the source of this 2092-nucleotide messenger RNA. RefSeq lists its product as uncharacterized. The record is from RefSeq and is a predicted model, not a curated record. Gene Ontology annotation, biological process: protein folding; microtubule-based process; tubulin complex assembly. The transcript has a single exon. Gene Ontology annotation, cellular component: prefoldin complex; cytoplasm. Lineage: Eukaryota; Fungi; Ascomycota; Eurotiomycetes; Chaetothyriales; Herpotrichiellaceae. The coding region runs from base 250 to 951 and encodes 233 amino acids. Gene Ontology annotation, molecular function: tubulin binding.